This is a messenger RNA of Trifolium pratense (red clover), 5558 nucleotides long. RefSeq names its product disease resistance protein RPP2A-like. The record is from RefSeq and is a predicted model, not a curated record. The coding region runs from base 250 to 5430 and encodes 1726 amino acids. Gene Ontology annotation, biological process: defense response; signal transduction. Lineage: Eukaryota; Viridiplantae; Streptophyta; Magnoliopsida; Fabales; Fabaceae. Gene Ontology annotation, molecular function: ATP hydrolysis activity; ADP binding. The transcript has 7 exons.
AACAUUAACAUUUUCCAUUUCUAAUAGCCUCCAAAUUUGAUUAAAUCGAGUAGUUAGUGCAUUUUCCAUUUUCCAUUUCUAAUGGACGCACACUAGUUAUACAUGUUUCUCUCGAAGACUUUGACUUAUAUGAAAUGACUUUGACUUAUAAGUACUCAUUCACAUGAAGCAAAGAAGCAAAGCAGAACUUGCUAUUCAAAGAGAUUUUUUCAGAUUGAUCACUAGCCUAUAAUUGAGAAAUUUUCAUCCAUGUCUUCCUGCUUCAAUAUACGCCGCAGAUCUAAUCUAAACAGGAAGAAGAGGUACGAUGUGUACUUUAGUUUCUGCGACGAAGAUGCACGUUCUUUUGUUUUGGGUAUCUAUAAGGGUCUUACUUCUUCAGAACGUGAAAUUGUUGUUUUCUGGGACGAUAAUAAGAGGAGGAUUAGAAGAGGAGGAGAACGAGAAAUACCAAGCUCAGUUCUGAAUGUAAUUCAAGAUUGCAAACUUGUUGUAAUUGUAUUUUCAACAAAUUAUUUUAAUUCAAGAUGGUGUCUUCAAGAAUUGGAAAAAAUAACUGAAUGUUGCCGAACCACAGAUAGUAGUCUUAUGCUUCUUACUUUAUUCUAUGAUCGUGUCGUCGGUAUCCGUAUCUCGUUCGGAAUUUCGGAGAAAAGUAUAGCUAUGUUUGAACAAGAGACCUUUCAUGAAUUUCUUGAUAGAAUCUCUAAACAAGAAAUCUUCCAACAUGGGGAUAAGUUCAUGUCUUGGGUGGCAACCAUCAGUCAUAAUAAAGCUAUGACAUAUGCAGGAUCAACAUAUUUGGGACACGUCUUCACAUACAAGAGCAAAAGUGAACAUAUUGAGAAUGUAGUUGAACUAGCUACUCAUGUGAUAACAGGGAAGAGAGGCAUGUUCAAUGGUUUGUAUACAGAGAGCUUAAAUUCUCGUGUGCAAGAUGUGAUUCAACUAUUGAAACAGUCAAAAUCUCCUCUCAUACUAGGGAUAUGGGGGAUGUCAGGGAUUGGUAAAACAACCAUUGCCAAAGCCAUUUAUGGUCAGGUUGGUUCCUAUUUUGCGCACAAGUGCUUGAUCGAAAAUGUCAAGAGAUCAGUUCAGAAUAAAAGUGAAACUCUAGUUUCUUUACAAGAGAAAAUUCUUUUUGAUAUGGCCAGAGCUCCUGAAAUAAAUAUAUCUACAAUUGAGUCAGGAAAAGUGAUUUUAAAAGAAAGACUUCGAGGUAAAAGGGUACUUCUUGUUCUUGACGAUGUUGAUAAUUUGGAGCAACUAAAUGCUUUGUGUGGAAGUCAUGAAUGGUUUGGUGAAGGUAGCAAAAUAAUCAUCACGACAAGGGAUAGGAAACUACUAAAGGAGCAUGGAGCUGACCAUAUAUACAGAGUGAAAGAACUGGACGAAAAUGAAUCGCUUGAGCUUUUUAAUUGGAACGCGUUCAGCCAAGCAACUUCUCAUGAAGGUUUUGCUGACCUUUCCAGACAGGUAGUUGCUUAUUCUGGGGGAUUGCCUCUUGCUCUUACAGACCUUGGGAAACAUUUCAAUUCGAAAAAAGUAGCUACCUGGGAGUCGAAGUUGCGUUACUUCACAAGUUAUCACUAUAAUGGUGUACAAGGAACUCUAGAAAGUAGUUUAAAUGAUUUGAAUGAUGAAGAGAAACAAAUAUUCUUUGAUCUCGCGUAUUUCUAUAUCGGGAUAGACCAACAUGAUGUCCAAUCUUUAAAUAGUUCAACACAAUGUACAAAUCUUCUAAUAAGUCUCCUUGAAGACAAAAGCUUUGUAACCAUUGAUGAGAAUAACAAGAUUCAAAUGCAUGUUUUGCACAAAGCCACAGCAGAAGCUAUCAUUACGAGGGAAUCAAGUAAUAACACUGAUCAGCCGAAGAUGUACGAUGUUUUCUUGAGUUUCAGAGGGGAAGAUAGUCGUGCAAAGUUCAUGUCACAUCUGCAUUCCUCUUUUCAAAAUGCGGGGAUUGAUUCUUUCAGAGAUGAUGACAAGAUUCAACGAGGAGAUCAAAUCUCAAUCUCAUUGUUGCAAGCAAUUGGACGGUCUAGACUUGCUAUCGUUGUUUUCUCAAAAAAUUAUGCUAAUUCAAGAUGGUGUUUGCUAGAGUUGGAGAAGAUAAUGGAAAUUGGCAGAGAUAGGGGUUUGGUCGUUGUGCCGGUGUUCUAUGAGGUGGAUCCCUCCGAUGUACGUCAUCAGAAAGGCCAUUUUGGGAAAGUUUUUGAUGAUCUUAUAUCAAAAAACUCAGUGGAUGAAUCCACAAAGAGUCGUUGGCAAAGAGAUCUCUAUGAAAUUUGUGGCAUUGCAGGGUUUGUCCUCAUAGAUUCCAGGAAUGAAAGUGCUGAUAUCAAGAAUAUUGUGGAACAUGUCACUCGUUUGCUAGAUAGGACACAAUUAUUUGUUGCUGAACAUCCGGUGGGUGUAGAAUCUCGCGUGGAAGCUGUGACUAAGCUACUAAACAUCGAAAAAUCAGAAGAUGUUUUACUUCUAGGGAUAUGGGGAAUGGGGGGUACGGGUAAAUCAACCAUUUCCAAAGCCAUUUACAACAAAAUUGGGAAAGAAUUUGAGGGAAGGAGCUUUCUUUUGGGUAUAAGGGAAAUUUGGAAGACACAUACUAAUCAAGUUUCACUACAGCAACAGGUACUUUGUGAUGUUUACAAGACAACAGCAUUGAAGAUACGUGACAUCGAAUCAGGGAAACAUAUAUUGAAGGAAAAACUUUCUAAGAAUAGGGUGCUUUUUGUGCUUGAUGAUGUGGAUGAAUUGGACCAACUAAAGGCUUUGUGUGGAAGCCGUGAAUGGUUUGGUCCGGGAAGUAGAGUAAUAAUCACAACGAGAGAUAUGGAUCUUCUUAGAUCAUGUGGAGUUGAUCAAGUGUAUACAAUAGAAGAAAUGGACGAAAGUGAAUCUCUAGAGCUUUUCAGCUGGCAUGCAUUCAAGCAACCAAGUCCGACAGAGGAUUACGCUACACAUUCAGCAGAUGUUAUUGCUUAUUCUGGGAGAUUGCCACUAGCACUUGAAGUCAUUGGGUCCUAUUUGUCUAAUUGUGAAAUAACAGAGUGGCAGAAAGUUUUGGAGAAACUCAAAUGUAUUCCCCAUGAUCAAGUACAGAAGAAGCUAAAAGUAAGCUUUGAUGGUUUAAAAGAUUUUACAGAGAAACAAAUAUUCCUUGAUAUUGCUUGUUUCUUUAUUGGAAUGGACAAAAAGGAUGUAAUGGAAAUAUUAAAUGGGUGUGGGUUUUUUGCUGAUAUUGGAAUCAAAGUCCUUGUUGAGCGAGCCCUUUUAACUAUUGACAAUAGGAACAAGCUUAGAAUGCAUGAUUUGUUAAGAGACAUGGGAAGACAAAUAAUUUUUGAGGAAUCACCAUCAGAUCCUGAAAAGCGCAGUAGGGUUUGGCGCUGUGAUGAAGUGCUUGAUAUAUUAUCAAAGGAUAAGGGAACAGAAGCUGUCAAGGGACUGGCUUUGGAGUUUCCAAGAAAAGAUUGUCUGGAAACCAAGGCAUUCAAGAAGAUGAAUAAACUCAGAUUGCUUCGCCUCGCUGGGGUGAAGCUUGAGGGAGAUUUUAAAUACCUUUCAGGAGAUCUUAGGUGGCUUUACUGGCAUGGAUUUCCAUUAACUUACAUUCCUGCAGAAUUUCAGCAAGGAAGUCUAGUUGCAAUUGAAUUAAAAUAUAGUAUGCUCAAACAAAUUUGGAACAAGAGCCAGAAGCUAGAGAAUCUAAAAAUUCUUAAUCUUAGUCAUUCUUUAGAUUUGACUGAAACCCCGGACUUUUCAUUCUUGCCUAAUCUUGAAAAGCUAGUACUCAAAGACUGUCCAAGUUUGUCUACAGUCUCCCAUAGCAUUGGAUCUCUGCAUAAACUUCUUCUGAUAAAUUUGACAGACUGCACAGGUCUUCGGAAACUUCCGAGAAGCAUCUAUAAAUUAAAGUCUCUAGAAACUUUGAUUCUUUCAGGAUGCUCCAAGAUUGACAAAUUGGAGGAGGAUUUGGAACAGAUGGAAUCAUUGAUUACCUUGAUUGCGGAUAAGACUGCCAUAACAAAAGUGCCAUUUUCAAUAGUAAGAUUGAAAAACAUUGGAUAUAUUUCUUUAAGUGGCUUUGAAGGAUUUUCUCGUGAUGUAUUCCCUUCUCUCAUUCGGUCUUGGAUGUCGCCAUCAAAUAAUGUGAUAUCCCUAGUUCAAUCAUCUGUGUCCAUGUCAUCAUUUGGUACUUCAAAAGACCUUCAAAAACUUCGAAUUCUUUGUGCGGAUUGUGAUUCAGAUUUACAACUAACUCAAGAUGUAGCAAGAUUUUUGGAUGUAUUAAAAGCCACAAAUUGUCAGAACUUUGAAGCAAGUGCAAGUUCAACUACAUCAGGGAUCUCUGAUGUGCAUGCUUCUCCCUUAAUUGGUGAUUGCCUUGGUCAUGUUCGCACUUUAGGGUCAAAGAAUCACUUGAAAUCUCUCUUAAUUCAAAUGGGAACAAAAUUUCAAAUCUCUAAUGUUGCUGAAGACCGUGUUUUAGAGACUGCAGAUGGGACUUGGGAUUCAUUUUUGCUCGGCUGUGACAAUAAAUCUGAUUGGUUAACUUUCAGUUGCAAAGGUUGUUCUAUAAUAUUUGACGUCCCAACAAUGAAGGAGAGUACCCUGAACAGCAUGAUGUUGUCUGUUGCCUAUUACUCUUGCUCGGAUAACAUAACAUCAGAAGGUUGCCAAGGUGUUUUAAUCAUAAAUUACACAAAGACAACCAUUCAUGCAUAUAAAAGAGAUACACUAACCUCCUUUGAGGAUGAGGAUUGGCAGAGCAUAACUUCAAAUCUAGAACCUGGUAACAAAGUGGAAGUUGUGGUUGUUUUUGGGGAGGGUUUCAUUGUUGAUAAGACUACAGUAUCUCUCUUAUAUGAUGAAUCACUCGACAAAGAAAUGGAACACUGUCAUGUAGUAGACAAGGAGGAUGUUAUUGUUUCUUGUAAUGGCGGUAAUAAUGUUAGUGUUUCUGGUGGUGAUAAUGAAGCCAUCAAUCGCUUUGGAGACGAAACGGUGAACCACAUGCAGACCACCAGGCAUGCUGAUGGAUUAUAUGCUGAUGUCGUGGAACCAGUACAACUAGUAACACAUGACUCUGACCAGCUUGCAGAGGCCGCAGUUGAAGAGAUUCCUGCAGAGGCAGCAGUUGAGGAGAUUCCUGCAGCUGAAACAUAUGGUGAUCAGGAGCAACAGGUUCCUCUACCCGAGUGUCAGCCUGAGCAGCAGGCAACAUCUGAGCCUGAGGCCAUUGGGAUGGCCUUAGGAGCUCAUAUGUUGGAUGCCCUUAGAGAGCUGACGGCUAAUUUCUUCCAACUAGAGCAGACUGUUGCUGCUAGGUUGAAUGCAGUAGAAGUCAGAUUAGAGGUGCUUGAGGAUGUCAUGGCCCAGAUACCACGUUGGUCGAAUUCUGAAUCCAAACACGUUGAGAGCUAGAUUUAAGAUUCUAUACCUAGGUUUCUUUUGAUGUUUGUACUGUUGUUCUGUAAUGACUAUUGUACACCACAAGUCCUUUUAGUUGUACUUGAAUCUUUUGAUCUUAUGAUAUCAGUUGGUUCUAUUCA